AAAAAGUCUAGUCGUUAUUUAUCGCCCUGCAAAAUACAUUCUACCGCCUCGAAAGGACAUAAAUUAAUGCAGCCUGGUUACAGCUUCGGACAAGGGUAAUGGUUUACCGGCACGCGGGGUUGCUUGGCAUGCGUCAUUGUCCAAUGUCGUACCUUCUAGCAGUCACACCAUCCUUGCAGUCAUCUGCCAAGUAUCGCGACACAGUGAAUGCAGGUUUGCAGGCUACACGGGGACAGCUCUCAUAGAGUCUUAUGUGAACGUCUGCCCCUCGCUCCGCCCAUCACAUCACAUUCCGCGCUGCCAUUGAGCCUCUCACCGAGUCGCGUUCACAUUCUCGAAUCCCCAUCAAACAAUGGCAGACGGCUCCAGCGACCGGGGGCUGAAAGACAAAAUCGCGCACCCAUUCCCGGAGUUGCGCAAGAAGCUCAAGGAUACGCAACUCUAUGAUGUGAAAGUGAAGGCGACGCAUGCGAAGCACAAGGUUGGGAAGUUCGCGAACCUGUUCAAUUCGAACCAUCGCCAUGACGAGGAGCAUGAGCAGAAGACGGACGACAAGCGGAGUCGAAUUCGCCAAAACCAUCGCUUUGAGAGCUUUGCACCAGAAAGAGAUGGCAACAUGAUCAAGUGGUAUGUCGAUGGCAGGGAUUACUUUUGGGCACUCUCCGAGGCUUUGAACAAUGCCAAGGAGACGAUAUACAUUGAAGACUGGUGGUUGUCUCCGGAGCUUUUCCUUCGCCGACCUCCCUACUACAACCAGGGUUGGCGUUUAGAUUCUCUUUUGAAGAAGAAAGCGCAAGAAGGCGUAAAGAUAUACAUCAUUGUAUACAAAGAGGUAUCUGCAGCGCUCACUUGCAACAGCCGGCACACCAAGGAUGCUAUUAUGGGGCUUAUCACUGACGAGGAUGCACCGGGAUAUGGCAACAUCACGCUCAUGAGACAUCCAGAUCAUAAUGUAUUCGAAAAUGCUGGUGAUAUGACAUUCUACUGGGCCCAUCACGAGAAGUUUGUUGUGAUCGACUAUGCAGUAGCUUUCAUUGGCGGUCUGGACCUCUGCUACGGCCGCUGGGACAACAAGCAGCAUCCCCUCGCAGAUGUGCAUCCGUCAGGUGUCCAGAACGAGAUAUUCCCCGGCCAGGACUUUAAUAACAAUCGCAUCAUGGACUUCCAAAGUGUGGAUGACUGGAAAUCGAAUCAGCUUAGCAAAGCAGAAUACGGCCGCAUGCCGUGGCACGACGUAGCAAUGGGCGUCAUUGGGCCGUGCGUGUACGACAUCGCGGAACACUUCGUUCUUCGCUGGAACUUCUGCAAGCGAGACAAGUACAAGAGAGACGACAGGUACCCUUGGAUUACCCUUGAGGGUAGGGAAGGUGAUGACGAAGACCUUGUCGGUGUGCAACGGCCUAAAUUUCCGGUCGGCGGUUAUCAGCAUCAUCCGCUGAGUCCACUGAGUGGGAAGAAUCUUGACAAUCGCGGAACAGUGCAUGCUCAAAUAGUGAGAAGCAGUGCAGACUGGAGCAGCGGCAUUUUACCCGCUGAGCACAGUAUCCAAACCUCAUAUUGCGAUUUGAUUCGCCAAGCGGAACACUACGUUUACAUUGAGAACCAAUUCUUCAUCACAGCCACAGGCGAGGAGCAGAGCCCUAUUCACAACCAGAUCGGUCGCGCGAUAGUUGACGCUGUGGUCCGAGCAGGCAAAGAAGGCCGGAAAUUCAGGGUCAUCAUCGUUAUCCCUGCUAUCCCGGGGUUUGCAGGCGAUCUUAGGGAGGACGCAGCGACCGGGACCAGAGCCAUCAUGGACUACCAGUACAAAUCCAUCUGCAGAGGAGAACACAGCAUCUUCGAGCAAGUCAAGAAGCAAGGCGUGAAUCCAGACGACCACAUCUUCCUGUUCAACCUGCGAUCAUACGACCGACUCAACGUCAACGCAAAGCUCAAAAGGCAAGAGGAGGAGUCAGGUCUAAAAUACAAGGAGCUGCAGAUGGCUGAAAUUGAGGAACUCGAGGCUCCGCUCGAAGGAGGCGACGAAGCCCGCAACCGUGCCAAAGAAAAGCGACGCCUUUUCGCAGGAGAAAACGAAGAAUCCGUCGGCCUAGGCGACCAAGGCGGCAUCAUUGACCCCGACUCCAUCGCCGACGACGCCAUGCUCACAGACAAGAAGCCUUCCACCGAAGAAUGGGAAGGCGACCCAGAAUCCGAAAAAGAAAACUUUUUCCAGGAAGAGCUCUACGUGCACGCCAAAGUCUGCAUCGUCGACGACGAAUACGUCAUCUGCGGUUCCUCCAACAUCAACGACCGCUCGCAGCUGGGCUACCAUGACAGCGAGCUCUCCAUCGUCAUGCGCGAUACUGACACGGUGGACAUCACCAUGGACGGAAAGCCAUUCAAGGCAGGCCGCCAUGCGCACACCUUGCGCUCCAUCCUCUGGCGCGAGCACCUCGGCCUCAUCCCUCCGCAGUCCCUCGACGCAACCGACGAUUCAAACGCCCAGCCCCCGGGCGAAAACUCCCCGAACGACACACUGCCCGGCGCAGAAGCAGAUUUCGUGGCCGACCCCCUCGGCGACGAUCUCUGGGCCAUGUGGACAAAUCGCGCGUCGACCAACACGGGCGUCUUCCGCGACUUGUUCCACGCAGAUCCCGAUGACAGCAUUCUGACCUUCGAGGAUUACGACAAGUUCACGCCGAACCCGAAGACGGAUAAGGACCACAAGCAAGGCCACUUGUACGAUUUGUCGAGGCCGGUGGAGGAAAUAAGGCGCGAGCUGGACCGCGUGAAAGGGCAUUUGGUGUGGAUGCCACUGAAGUUCUUGGAGAACGCGGAAAUGGCGGAGAAGGGGCUGCAGGUGAAUGCAUAUACAGAGAGUAUCUACACGUGAGACGCGGAACGAGAGUCAUGGAGGAUGGGCAUUGCGGUAACGUUGUUACGGCAACGAAUUUCGUACAGUGGAAAGGAGGUCCCUGAAGGGUUUUUUUUACUCUGCGUGGCUGGCACCAGCAGGGUCGAUGCAAGGUUCGGGUUCGGUUUGACUUCGUGCAGUAAUCCGUUUUCUUGGGUAGUGCGAUUAAUCGAAAACAU
Paraphaeosphaeria sporulosa is the source of this 3075-nucleotide messenger RNA. RefSeq names its product phospholipase D/nuclease. Gene Ontology annotation, biological process: intracellular signal transduction; phosphatidic acid biosynthetic process; cell motility. Gene Ontology annotation, molecular function: D-type glycerophospholipase activity. Lineage: Eukaryota; Fungi; Ascomycota; Dothideomycetes; Pleosporales; Didymosphaeriaceae. The record is from RefSeq and is a predicted model, not a curated record. The coding region runs from base 353 to 2875 and encodes 840 amino acids. The transcript is spliced from 3 exons.